UCUAUAGUGAGUAAUGAAAACUGUGGAGUUAUCUCAUGCAGGGCCGCUUCUUGUCGGAUGAGUGGGGAAAAGGUUGAACUCAGUUUUAUGUGGAUAUAUUCUGAAACAGUCUUUAAAGAGACAAUACUGUCAGUCACUCAGCUGAGAUUCAGACGGACGGAGUGGAAGACAUCUCACAAAAUAUAAGUCGUAUAUCUUUAAGAGUCUUUUCUGUGGUGAACUCGAUCAUCUCUGUUUUCUACUGGUCAGGUGUGAUGGAAGAAACAUGUCAGCUGCUUUAGAGAAAUACUGUGGCUCUCUGUUUUGGAAUGACUCGUACCUUCAGCGUCCGGAUCCUGAUCUUCCGGCGUGUGUGGAGUGGACUGUGCUGGUCUGGAUUCCGUUAGGUUUUCUCUGGCUUUGUGCUCCGUGGGAAUUACUUCAUCUCUGUAAGAAGUCUACUAUAACUCCAGCCUCAAAACUUUACAUCUGCAAGCAGAUUGUGGUUGGCCUGUUGUUUCUGGGAGCGAUAGCAGAGCUUGCCGUCACGCUUGCUCAAGAUUUUGGGGCGUCAAGUAAUUCCACAAGACAUCCAGCAGUGUUUUACACCAACCCUGUUCUCUUUGCUGUAUCAUGGAUAAUCGUGAUAUUGUGCCAAGAGUCUCUGCGGCACAGAGUGACGGCCGUGGACUCCAGAAGCCUCUUCUUGUUUUGGGUUCUUGAGGUGGUGUGUGAAAUCUUCCAGUUUCAGAGUUUGCUGAGAGAAGCUUUGAGUCAGGAGGAAAUUGCCGAUCUUCCACGCUUCUGUCUGUUCUACAUCAGCUUUGGACUGAAGCUGAUCUCUUUGGUUUUAUCAGCCAUUGCCGACAUUUCACCUGAACUUCAAAAACGUAGAAAAAAGAAUCCCGAAAGUACAGCAACAUUUCUCAGCAGAAUCACUUUUAACUGGUUCAACAGCAUGGUCUAUAAUGGUUAUAAGAAGCCUCUGAUUCAGGAGGACCUGUGGGAUCUUAAUGAAAGUGACUCCACUCAGCAAAUCUCUCAGCAGUUUGAGGAGAUUAUGAACCAAGAGCUGAAAAAAGCUCAAAGAGUCCUGCAGAAGAAAAAACUGAAAAAAAUCGACAAAGAUCAUCAUAAUGGCUUAACCAAUGGAAUUAGUCAGGAUUUUUUAGUUAUGGAGGAAACCAGUGAAAGCAAAAGAAAAAACAAGAAAGAAAGUAAAAAGGAUAAAAAGGCAUCUAAAUCAGUCUAUCCACGUUCCUGGCUGGUUCCCACCAUUGGUAAAACAUUUAAAGGUGUGCUUCUGCAGUCUGCCAUCUUUAAACUGCUGCAAGAUCUUUUAUCAUUUGUAAGCCCACAACUUCUCAAGGCAAUGGUAACAUUCACUCAGGAUAAAUCCAUGGCCGCGUGGAAUGGCUAUUUGUACGCCAUCCUGCUUCUGCUGGUGGCGUUUUUACAAUCUAUAUUUCUACAACAGUAUUUCCAGCAAUGUUUUGUCUUGGGAAUGAAAGUACGCACAGCAAUCAUGGGUGCUGUUUACAAGAAGGCAUUAAUCGUGUCCAAUGACUCUAAAAAAGAGUCUACCGCCGGAGAGAUCGUCAACUUGAUGUCAGCGGACGCCCAAAGAUUUAAUGACGUCACAAACUUUAUCCAUUUGCUAUGGUCAUGUCCACUGCAGAUCAUUUUGGCCGUAACUUUCCUUUGGUUUGAACUGGGUGCCUCUUCUUUAGCCGGUCUGUUGGUCAUGGUGCUGAUGGUGCCCAUUAAUGGCUGGUUGGCAACAAAGUCAAAGAACUUACAGGUGAAAAAUAUGAAGUUUAAAGACAAGCGCAUGAAAAUUGUCAAUGACAUACUGAAUGGAAUAAAAAUUCUGAAGUUUUAUGCAUGGGAGCCGUCUUUUGAAGAUCAGAUUCAGGGAGUACGAGAGAAAGAGCUGAAGGUCAUGAAAUCAUUUGCUUACAUCUCUUCUGUCUCCACCUUUAUAUUUGCGAGCGCUCCAGCUAUUGUGUCUCUGGCGACCUUUGGUGUAUUUGUGGCUGUGAGUCCUAGCAACAUCUUAGAUGCAGAGAAAGCUUUUACCUCCAUUUCACUCUUUAAUAUCCUGCGCUUUCCACUGGUCAUGCUUCCACAACUGAUAUCUAUAAUGGUUCAGACCAGUGUAUCUAAUAAAAGACUGGAGAAAUUUCUUAGUGGUGAUGAUCUGGACUUAAAUGCGGUUUCACGUGACAACACAUAUGAUGCUGCGGUGAGCAUUUCUGACAUCACGUAUGCUUGGGACAAGGAUUCAAAUCCAGUCCUAAAAAACAUUUCUCUGGACAUUAAAGAGGGUAAAUUGGUGGCUGUGGUCGGGGCCGUAGGCUCAGGAAAGACAUCGCUGAUAUCGGCUCUGUUGGGAGAAAUGCACAACAUUAAGGGUUCCAUUAAUAUUAAGGGAUCUGUAGCGUACGUGCCACAGCAGGCCUGGAUACAGAACGCAACACUACAAGACAACAUACUCUUCGGCUCUGAGCUGAAAGAGGAUCGCUACCAGGCGGUGGUGGACGCGUGUGCACUGCGACCUGACCUGGAUCUCCUGGCUGGAGGAGAUCAGACUGAGAUUGGAGAAAAGGGCAUCAAUCUGAGCGGUGGACAGAAACAGAGAGUAAGUCUUGCUAGGGCUGCUUACAGCUCAUCUGAUGUGUACCUGAUGGAUGAUCCGCUGUCUGCUGUUGACUCACAUGUGGGAAAACAUUUGUUUGACAAAGUGAUUGGCCCAAAAGGAAUGCUCAAAGAUAAGACUCGUAUUCUGGUAACACAUGGAGUGAGUUUCUUACCGUAUGUGGAUGAGAUUGUUGUGCUGGUGGAUGGGAUUGUUUCUGAAGUAGGAUCAUACAACAGUCUCCGAGCCAGCAAAGGGGCUUUUUCGGAAUUCUUGGAAACUUAUGCAAAAGAAGAAAGCAACAAACAUGAUGCGAAUCAAGCUCAGGAGGAAUCUGAAGAGUUUGAAGAGUGUAAUACAGUUCCUGAGAGUCUGGAGCCACAGCCUGAUGAAUCUCCCGAGGACGUCGUCUCAAACACAAUGAAAAGACAAAGCAGCUUACGUCACAGUCAGCGUCACACUCAGAAUUAUGGAAGUAUUAAACUGAGGAAAAACGGUUCAAUUAAACGUGGAAAAGACUCCAGUGACAAGAAGGGCCAGCGUUUGAUUGAGAAAGAGGCAAUGGAGACAGGAAAAGUAAAGUUUUCAGUAUAUCUUCAGUAUCUGAGGGCUAUAGGCUGGGGUUAUACCUGCUGGAGUCUCCUGAUCUAUAUCGUUCAAAAUGUGGCCGCAAUUGGUCAAAAUCUGUGGCUAAGUGACUGGACCAAUGAUGCUGUAAAGUAUGAGAACACAACCUACCCGGCUAAUGUAAGAGACACUAGAAUUGGUGUCUUUGGAGCCCUGGGAUUAGCACAAGGUUUCCUGGUGUUUUUAGCCACAAUACUCCUAGCUAAUGGAUCCAUUUCUGCAUCCAGGAUUCUACACACACGUCUGCUCUCUAAUAUUCUGAGAGCACCCAUGGUAUUUUUUGAUACCACACCUUCAGGGCGCAUAGUCAACCGUUUUGCUAAGGAUAUAUUUACAGUGGAUGAGUUGAUCCCCAUGUCCUUCAAAUCCUGGAUUCUUUGUCUUAUUGGAGUUGUAGCAACAGUGUUUGUUAUCUGUCUGGCUACUCCACUUUUCACUGCAGUUGUGGUUCCAAUCGCUGUCAUCUACUACUUUGUGCAGAGGUUCUACGUUGCCACAUCCAGACAGCUCAGACGACUGGACUCAGUGUCUCGAUCACCCAUAUACUCACACUUUGGAGAAACAGUUUCAGGUCUCUCUGUGAUCAGGGCAUACAGGCACCAGGAACGUUUCCUAAAGCAUAACCAACUCAUCAUUGAUGAGAAUCUGAAAAGUGUCUAUCCUUGGAUUGUUUCAAAUAGGUGGUUGGCCAUACGUUUGGAGUCCCUGGGGAAUCUGGUGGUGUUUUUCGCCGCAUUAUUCGCCGUCAUCUCCCGUGACACUUUGGACAGCGGACUGGUUGGACUGUCCAUCUCAUAUGCCUUAAAUGUGACUCAGACGUUAAACUGGUUAGUGAGAAUGACAUCAGAACUGGAAACCAAUAUUGUUGCUGUUGAAAGAGUGAAUGAGUACACAGAGGUCGAAAAUGAGGCUCGGUGGAUUACAGAGCAUCGUCCUCCUGACGGUUGGCCGACGGCUGGAAAGAUUUCUUUUGAAAACUAUAAGGUUCGAUACCGGCCUGAACUGGAUCUCAUUCUUCAUGGAAUAACAUGUGACAUUGAAAGCACUGAGAAGAUCGGUAUUGUUGGACGGACCGGUGCAGGCAAAUCUAGUCUGACCAACUGUUUGUUUCGCAUUAUUGAGGCUGCAAAUGGGCGAAUCCUCAUUGAUGGUAUUGAUAUUUCUACCUUGGGACUCCAUGAUCUCCGAAGCAGACUUACCAUCAUUCCCCAGGACCCAGUGCUUUUCUCAGGAACUCUGCGCAUGAAUCUGGAUCCGUUUGAGAAGUUUAGGGAUGAGGAGAUUUGGAGGGUUUUGGAGUUGGCUCAUCUGAAGGAUUUUGUAACGAGUUUACCAUCAAGACUUGAACAUGAAGUUGCAGAAGGGGGAGAGAAUUUAAGUCUUGGUCAAAGACAGCUGUUGUGUUUAGCCCGGGCUCUGCUCAGGAAGUCUCGGAUACUCAUCCUGGAUGAAGCUACAGCAGCUGUAGAUCUGGAGACAGACGAUCUCAUUCAGAGCACCAUCAGGAAAGAGUUUGCCCACUGCACUGUACUUACAAUCGCACAUCGUCUCAACACCAUACUCGACAGCUCGCGGGUGAUGGUCCUGGAUUCAGGUAAAAUAGUGGAGUUUGAUUCGCCCAAUGCAUUGCUUAACAAAGAAAAUGGACAUUUCUAUUCAAUGGCUAAAGACGCUGGAAUCUACGCCAAAGAUAACACCGCACUGUGAAUGUAGUUUUCCUCAAUUCUUCAUAUGAUGUUUGCUGUCUGUAUUUUUCUAUUGAAGCAGUUUUCUUGCCAACAGGAGCAAAACGUUUAGGUGGAAGUGCCUUAUGUAAGGGCAUCAGAAAUAGAAUCUUAUUUUAUUCUGUAUUAUGACAUGUUUGUUGACAUGGAUUGUGUUGUUGCAAUAAAGUAAAUGUUUUGCA
This is a messenger RNA of Misgurnus anguillicaudatus (oriental weatherfish), 5150 nucleotides long. NCBI's taxonomy places the organism in Eukaryota, Metazoa, Chordata, Actinopteri, Cypriniformes, Cobitidae. The record is from RefSeq and is a predicted model, not a curated record.